Plutella xylostella (diamondback moth) is the source of this 5820-nucleotide messenger RNA. Its product is annotated as GTPase-activating Rap/Ran-GAP domain-like protein 3. Lineage: Eukaryota; Metazoa; Arthropoda; Insecta; Lepidoptera; Plutellidae. Gene Ontology annotation, molecular function: GTPase activator activity. Gene Ontology annotation, biological process: regulation of small GTPase mediated signal transduction. The record is from RefSeq and is a predicted model, not a curated record.
AGUAGAUUUCAGUGUAAAUUUAUCUGUAAUAAACUAUGUCCCAAGUUAACCGAUAUACUUACUCUAAGUAAGGGCAGUGAGGCGUGAAACAAGACGGGACAGAAUAUGUAGUUGACGGCUUAUUGGAUUAAGCCUGGCUUCUCACUUCAAGCUAUGCUAAGCAUGCGCUUAUAAGAUAAGACUCUUCAAGUACAGCAACCAAUAAUGUGAUCGUGGAAAAAAGCACCCGAAGAUCUUAAAUCUCCUUCAUCAUGUCGUCGCUUGACCAGUGGUAACAUUUACCUUGAACCGUGGACAUACAAGUGCAGUGUGCACGGCGGUGCAGUGGUAGGCCGGCGGCCUAGCACGGAUGGUGUGCGAUGGUGGCGCCAUGCUGUGCCUGGAGUCGCUGAUGGCGCGCUGGCGGGAGCGCGGCGGCGAGCGGGACAGCGAGGCCGAGCAGCGCGCUCGCUCGCACAGCCUCUGCUCCUCGACCGACGGCAGCCUGCUGCAGCUACUGCACCGGAGGGCCAGCAGCGCCAUAUCGUCGGCGAGCGAGCUGAUCGCGCGGCGCGGGGUGUUCUCCCGCCGGCAGUACGGCUCCGUCGAGCAGUUGUCGGGGGCCAGCGAGGGCGCGGGCGCGGUGGACGCCGUGGCGCGCCGGUACCGCCUCGAGAACGGAAACUCACUCGGGGAGAAAGAUGAGCUGUUUGGCCCGCCGAGCGCGCCCGUCCUUGAGAACCCCGAGUUCCAAACGAGAUGGUACUUCAAAUACUUUCUCGGAAAAAUGCACCAGAACUACAUCGGCGUGGACGCGUCGCGCGAGCCGUACCUGCUGAGCGUGGUGCAGGAGGGCGGCGCCGGCCUGCUGCGCGCUAUCCUUUUCAACAAGAUGGGGGCGCACAAGAUCUCCCUGCCGCCGAGCGCGUGGUCCGGGCAGGCUGCGCGCCCCACCGUCAAGCAGAUCCUGGCGCAGUUCCCCUCCAUGGAGAAGGUGGAUAAGGUGCCCAGGGAGAUAACCUGUCCUGAGUUGCAGAAAGAUAUUUUAUUAUUAGAAGAACAGGAAGGCUCAGUAAAUUUCAAAAUAGGCGUGAUGCUAAUGAGCUCGCUACAGAAGACGGAUGACGAGAUGCUCUCCAACGAGAAGGGCGACGAGAAAUGGGACCGAUUUAUAUCGCUUUUGGGAGACAAAAUUCGAUUAAGAGGCUGGAACAGGUUUCGCGGAGGGCUCGACGUCAAAGGCGACAUGACGGGCAGCCACUCCAUCUACACCAUGCACCAGGGACACGAGAUCAUGUUCCACGUCUCCACUAUGCUGCCCUUCUCCAAGGACAACAAGCAACAGCUGGAGAGGAAGCGGCACAUCGGCAACGACAUCGUCAACGUGGUGUUCACGGACGACUCCGUGCACAACACCUUCAACCCGCAGUGCGUCAAGAGCCACUUCACACACAUAUUCGCAGUAGUGUCGGAGGUGGAGGGUGAGGGGUACAGACUCAGCGUGUACAGUGACGACACUGUGCCUCCGUUCGGGCCCUCGCUGCCCUGUCCGCCGAUCUUCAGUGACCCUCAGCUGUUCAGGGAGUUUUUACUGGUGAAGCUGAUGAACGGCGAGAAGGCCGCGUUCCAGACGCCCACGUUCGCGCUGAAGCGGCAGCGCACGCUGGACACGCUCAUCCGGGACAUCUACGCCGAGCACUGCGCCGACCACAAGGUGCCGAUGCUGUCGCGUCGCGCGCUGUCGGACGUGUGGUCGGGCGGCGCGGGCGCGGGGGGCGCGGGUGCGGCGCGCACGGAGCGCUUCCUGCACGUGGGGCAGGCGCUCAAACUGGACGCCGUGCUGCGGGGUGACGCGCCGACGAGUUUGGUGUCUACUGGGUCAGGCGGGUCCAGACGCGCGCCGUGGGAGGGGCGCGUGUGGCGCGCGGCGCCGCUGCCCGCCACGCCGGUCUGCGCCGAGCAGCUGUCUGAAGGCCGACUGCUGCUGUCUACUACGUCCAACACUUAUAUAUUAGAAGAGAGCGGCACGACGCGGGUGGUGCUCCGCUGGGAGGGCUGCGUGCGCGCGGCGCGGGUGACCGAGCGCGCAGGACUCUUCCGCGUGGGCGCGCGGGUCACCCUGGGCGGCUCCACCACGGGCGGCGCGGGCGGCGCGGGCGUGUACGCGCUGCCGCUGCCCGAGCUGGCCGCCGGCGCCUGGGCCAUGCGCCCGCUGCAGGACUGCAAGCACGCGAGACUGCCCAGGACUAAGACUGCGCACUGCUUUGAUUUGCUUGAGACUGAAGGCGGUAAGACGAUAUUGGCGAUAGCGGUGGGGCGGCGCGUGCUGCUGCUCGCGGAGGAGGUCAAAGACUGCGAGAUGGGCUUCGAGUUCACACAUAUCAGAGAUAUACAGCUAAGCGAAACACCAAUAUUGGUAAAGCUGAUGGAAGGCGAAGUAGGGUUUAUGGUAGUAGGCUACAAACAGCAUUGGGAGAUUCUAGAAUCCGGAACUGGACAGGCUGUAAAAAGGGCCGACAGUUCGGAGGAAAGUUCGAGAAGAGGGACGCUCGUGAAUGCACUCCGGAUAGGAGACGACCGCGACGGACAGAUCGUUCUCUGUUACAAUCACACGUGUCACUUCGAGCGCUUGACGAGUAGAGGGCUGGAGAGCGACGCGGAAUACGACUUCCACUGGACCACCGUGCCCGCGGCUGUUGUGUGUGCGUUUCCGUACAUAAUGGCGUUUGCGGAGGACCUGCUGGAGAUCCGGCUGGUGGCCAACGGCUCGCUCGUGCACGCCGCCUGCAUCCCCGGACUCAAAGUGCUGUGCGGGAAGCGGGACAUAUUCUACGUGGCAUGCGCGCCGGAGUACGUGCCUCUCAGCCGCGACGUGAACCCGUGCCUGGGGCUGGAGUACGACCUGGUGCGCCAGAUGAGCCGUCAGUACGCCGCCGACGACGAGGAUAAUGAGAACAGGGGCGCUGCGGGCGGGGGCGCGCGCACGUCGGACACGGCGUCGGCAUCCAGCCGCAGCAGCUCCGUGUCCUCCGAGCACGACAACAUGCGCCCGCCGCUCACGCGCAUGGCGCCCGUCAGCCCGCCCAGCUCGCCACAAGUGCUUCCAGAGAACAGUUCCCGUUGCGUGCGCAUCUACAAGAUCCCGCAGAGCAACCUGAGCGCCGGCACGUACCAGCGCCAGUCCGUGUCCGCUGACCAGGUCGUCUCCUCCUUCUUCUCAGAAAGGCCAAACAGCAUACGGCAGAAGCUGGCAGAACUUCGGCUGGAGAGCAGGUCGCGCGGCGGCGGGGACACGCCCACCGACGACAUAUAAAUAUAUGAUUAUAUUAACAACCAGUAUACAUAAUAUACAAUGGUAGACUAAGCGCGUGGUCUGAGAAACAAAGGUCUUGUUUUGCGAUGUGUUAUAAUAACCCACAUAUUGCGCUCUUUCGCAGUUCGCAGCCUAGAUAUCCCGUUUUCACAGAAAAUGCUAAGUAGUUUAAUAAACUAAACGUAAGUAUAAUUAUUUUUCCUUUAGGUACCUACAAUAAUUGUUAUUCUAACAGAUGUAGGCCUUUUCUUCUUAGACCAUGAUAAAACCUAAAUGGUGCACAAUUAUAUAACGAACGUGAGUAAUAUUACCCAAAAUAUAUUUAAUCAUACUGUUGUUACGUAGAUAUUGAACUUUUUGAAGAGGUACAAUUUACUCUCUAUAAGAUAAAGGUAUCAAAUUUUGUGGAUGCCGCUUUUGGUAAACUUAAUUUUAAAGUAUAGAUUGUUGUAGUGACUCGUAAAUAAAGUUAAAUGUUCUGAUUGGUGUAAGAUAAGAGUACUAACAGGCCAAAUUCUGAAUCAGUCACAUGUUUAGGUUAGUGUAGGUAAAAAAAACUCUUUAAGUUUAUUAUACCUACAUAAUUAUAAUUUAGAUUUCCACACUAUCCCGUAUAGUACCUACUUACCUAAAAGAUAAAUAGAAACACUUGAGUUUUUAAUACAAUGUAGAUUGUUUGUGCAACUACCCAAUGAUGAAUGACUCAGAAAGACCUAAUGUGUUUAAAUAUGAUAUAAGUAAAAAUAAUAAUAGUAUAAAGCACAAAAAUUAUAUAAUUAUUUUAUAAAAAGAGACUAAUAAGUUUGUUGAGCAUUAGAUUAUGCAUUGAGUUAUACAAUAUUAUUAAUAUACUAGGUACUUAAUGCUCUUAAUAGUUAUGUACAGUAGGCCCCCUCUUUGCACUCGCUUCCACUUUAUACUAAACUUAAUGUGAGUAACAGAGCGCAAUCAAAGGUGUGCAAAUUUCGCUUCUACUAACUGUUACUUGUUAGGUCAAAUUUAAUUUAUAGACAAUUUAUUAUACAUAAUAACUAUGUAUAACUCUAGCUUAUAAAGCAACCUGGAAGGAAUUACUUUGCUAUACUAGAGUUGAAAGCCGUUCUAGACAGGUUCGCGCCUCGUUACCCUUUUUAUGCCCUGUACAAAUCUCUAUAUUUACCAUAGCUAAUACUCAUGUUUACAUUUAUUUAUGCUUGCUUUACUUUUAAAAUAUUAUAAUUAUAACAUUUUAGAAUCACGAAAUCUUAGUACCUAUUUACAGGUAGGCUAGGUAUUCCAUACAUAAUUAUAUCUAUGUUUUAAAAAUAGUACUAGUCAUUUGGAAAGUCUCUUACAAGUAGUAGUGUGCGUGUACGAUUUGCUUAUAUUUUAUAUACGAUUGUUAUUAUUAUGAUAUUAAUUUAUUAAUCUCUAACGUUUACUGUAGUAGAACGAAUGGAGAACAUACAAGACACAAAAGUGAUGUAAAUAAAUUUGUCUACAUAGUAGUUUUAGAAUUAUAAAAAGAUAUACUAUUAUAUUUGAAUGUACUUUUCCUGAACUCAGAAAAGAAGUGCCAUCCAUUAAUUUGUUUAUCUUUCUAGAUUUUAAUAAUUCAUAAAACGAUUAAACGUUUGCGAUGCAAGAGAAUUGAAACUUAUCUAAGUGUGUAUAAUCAAAAUCUAUUGGCGUAAUAGUUACUUAUUGUUUAAUGUGUAUCCGUAAAUGGAAUUGUAAACUGAAUUUUAGGAAUUUCUUCUCUAGUAGCUAUAAAUUGAUUAGUAUUUAAGUUAAUAUGUAAGUACUUUUAUUUGUUUACUCGUGUCCGACAUGAGUUUAGAAAGGUGGAGCCACAUAGGAGACGACUUACCAAAGAAAGAACCAAACUGAUAGCAUUUAAGAAAUGUUCUAGAUUCAGCACAGGCGUAGCAAGUGAGAACCCUCAUGUAUCAAAUGCGUGUUAAGAUACGUUUAGACGAAAACUAUAAAUAUUUCCCGUACAGUGAUAUAUAUACGUUUGCAAAUAAUUAUAUUUUAGUCAUUCUAUAGAACGAAAUGGAAGUACAAGUCAUUGUGAGAAACAUCUUAUUUACCUCCGAGACAAAUAUAUAAAGAUGUUAUAUUUUAAAACAGACAUAUUUAUUUUAUUACGUUAGAAAUGUGUGGUAAAUGGUAAUAGGCCUAUCAUAAGAAGAAUAUUUAAUUAAACAUUCUCAUAAUUGUGAUAAUGACUGAAUGGGUUCUAAUUCAGAUCAAGAAGUAUUAUAUAAAUAAAAUAUAUAUAGAUAUAAAUAUAAUACAGGGUUAUAAAUGGAAUGGACAUGAAAGUUUUUGUAAAGAAUGAUCAGAAUUGACUUCCAAAGGGAUCAAGAAUGAACACCAUUAAAUGUAGCAUAUAGUUGUAUGAGUAGUUGGUACUCAGUGGCUAAGAUGGACUUGUCUAGAUUCCAGUAUAACUCUGUAACUAAAUAAUAUACGAAACCAAAUGUUCUGAAGAGAUGUAUGUAGUAGUUACUGUUAUUUUAUCUGAGGUUUAAAAUAAAUGUAUG